AUGAAGGUCGUCGCGCUCCUCUCGGGCGGCAAGGACUCGAUCUACAACGUGCUGCAUUGCAUCCUCAACGGACACGAACCGAUCGCGGUCGCUUCCCUCGGACCGGGCAACGGCAAAGGUACGUCGGGCAUUCAUCACAAUCCUGAGAUGAUCAAAAGUUUACACUCGAACUUGAUUUACUUCCCUACGCUACCUCUCCGUUCCACUCGACUGCCUGGUUCCUUGUUCCCUCCCGUCGACUCUCGCGGGGCUUGAUCACAGACGAACUCGACUCGUACAUGUACCAAACCGUCGCUCAUUCCGGUCUAUCCCUCGUCGCCGAAUCCCUGUCCCUUCCUUUCUACACCCGCAUCAUCACAGGCACGCCGAUCAAUCAAGGCAAUUCGUACGGUUCUCGAAGUGGGCAACCUUUGAGCUCCGCAUCGACUUUGGCUUCCGAGUCCGAGUUGGGGGAGGAGAAGGAUGAGACGGAAGAUAUGUACGAGUUGUUGAGGGAUGUCAAGGUCAGUCGUUGAAUCAAGAUUACGCGGAAAAGUCGGGGUCUGAUUCGUUGUGAUUCAUCAUGCAGGAAAAAGAACCGACCGUUCAAGGCGUAGCCGUCGGCGCCAUCCUCUCCAACUAUCAGCGAGUACGAGUCGAGCAGGUGUGAGUGAUGUCCUCACAAAACACUUUUGGCAGGAAACUAACUGCUGACUCACGGAUCGUACCCCCCCCCCCCCCCACUUGCUAUGAAGUUGCUCGAGACUUGGCCUCGUGCCCAUCGCUUACUUGUGGGAGAGGAAUCAAGCCGACUUGUUGGGCGAGAUGGUCCGAGCGGGGAUGGAGAGCGUCUUGGUCAAAGUCGCUGGUGCUGGGUGAGGUUUUUGACAUCUUACCCAAAGGAUCGAGGUCGGAAUACUGAACCGGCACAUUGGGAAUUGUCUAGUUUGGGCGUCGAACACCUCGGUCGAUCGUUGAAGCAGAUGGAACCAACCUUGCACCGCUUGGUAAUCAAUCACCUUCCCCACCGAGUGCAAAGUCAUAUGCGCUGACUUGCCUAUUGCAUCUCGCGACCCUGCAGAACAAAAAAUACGAACUACACAUCUGCGGCGAAGGCGGGGAAUACGAGACCUUUACAGUCGAUUGCCCCAUCUAUAAAUCGCGUAUCGUCUUGUGCGUACCGUCGGAUCCAGUCUCUAUUCAUCAUUCCCGGGGGUGACAGCUGACCACUUGUUGGCCAAUCUCCCCCGACGCGCAGUAAGAAGACCACAACCAUCAUCUCCAACUCUGACCCGUAUUCGACCGUCGCACACCUCCACCUCGACGAAUGUAUCCUCGAACCCAAACCGAAUCAUCCUCAAAACGAGACGUUCGAACAACUUCAAGCCCGUCUCCGAUCCUUGGUGAGCGUUCCUGCGAUGUUGGAUCGAUCAAGCUUGAAGAUCUACCGUGCCGUUCGGGAAGCGUAUCGAAAUUCUAUCACGCUCGAAAGCGUUUCCCUCGACCCACGAGCUUUUACAUCCGAUCGCGCUGAAAUCUUGAUCAGCCCGUCCCCCUCCUCACCAACGAUUACGACCAUCGGUCCAUGGUUACACUUUUCCAACCUCUCACUCUCCUCCCCGACCCCCUCCUCCUCCAAACUUCCAAUCGAAUCCGAAGUAAAGCAACUCUUCGAAUCGUUGAUCGAGCUCCUUUCCCAAAAAUCCUCGACGCUCCUACACCUCACCCAUUUAACGCUCUACCUCUCCUCUGAAAAGAUGAAGCUCUUCCCGAGGAUCAACCAAGUCUAUUCGACUUAUUUCGGUACGGCGCCUCCUACGAGAGCUUGCGUCGGAAUACUACUUUCCCCUUCUUCGAACGCAAGUUCACCUCGUAUCGAAUUGGAAGGUAUAGCAUAUAACCCUUCACUCGACCCACGAACUUCAACACCAACACCAAGCACCCUCCUCAUCAACGCCGACGAAAGGGAACGAAAGAACGUUCACGUUCAAUCACUUUCUUAUUGGGCUUCAGCUAACAUAGGCCCUUAUUCACAAUCCGUUAUCGUCGAUGGGGGUAAAUCCGUUCACGUGGCCGGUCAAAUUGGAUUGAUUCCUCGAUCGUUGGAAUUACCUUUACCUACAAGAACGAUCAAGGAUCAGAUUAAAGGAGUCGUGGAGAAGGGGGAAAAUAGGGAAGAGGGGGAAGAGGUAUUCGCGAAAGAGACGAGUUUGAGUUUACAACAUUUGAGGAGGGUUUUGAUCGCUUCGAUUGGGAAGAGGCGGUUGAAUUCGAGAGAGGGGAGGGGUAGGGCUUUGAAUGCUUUGUGUUGGAUUUUGAGGGAGAGCGGGGGUACUUUUAGAGAGGAGGGGUUGGGGAGGGGUUAUGAGCGACGUUUGGAGGGGGCUAGGGAGGGGUGGAGGGUUGGGUAUGGAGUUUUACGAAGGGGCGGUGAGGAGGAUGCGUUAGAUGAGGACGAGGACGAAGAAGAGGAAGAGGAGGAUGAGGCGGACCGCGUGCCGCUCUUGUUCGUCAGUGCCGAGGCGUUACCGAAGGGAGCAAAGAUUGAGUGGCAGGUAGGUUGGGAGUCAGGGCUAAGGGACGAAGAUGACGAUGAGGGGGAGAGUGAAGAGGAGGAUGAUGAAGGGUCCAGCAUAAUCAAGGAGGUGGGAAGGACGAAAUGGUUGGAACGAGGUGAGUUUUUUAGGAUCCUGUUCGCUCACAGCAGACGUGCUGAUAAGGUCUGAGGGUACUUUGACAGAUCCUACAACUCAAUCGAGUGAUAUCGUCCUCAAAUAUUCUAAAACAAGCUCUUCGUCCCACCUCUUGACGAUCCUGGUCGGCGGAUCGACGACCUGCGAUUUCUCCCGAGCUCGUCAUGAACUGCCUUCAAUUUCAGAAGCGGGGUUGUUGAGCUUGAAAGUCUUUCACAAGCCGGGUGUUACACGGGAGCAAAGUGAGUUUUUCAAAAAUUCCAACUCGUCCGAGUGGCCCUGAUCAAUGCGACCUACUCUUGCCCAGUUGAUCGACUCGUCUCCGGUCUUCUCCCCGACGAGGUAUCAAAGCCCGAGCGACCGACUACGUCGUUCAUCUGUUGCGAACACAUUUCGACUCUCGAGAGGGAUGUUUUAGAUGUAGCUAUUUUGAUGAAUUAUGUUGUAUUUGUCUAA
Microbotryum saponariae is the source of this 3128-nucleotide messenger RNA. Lineage: Eukaryota; Fungi; Basidiomycota; Microbotryomycetes; Microbotryales; Microbotryaceae. The record is from the annotation of a GenBank genome assembly.